GGUCAUCCUUGUCAUCAAGGUCACGAGGCGCCACCUUGGUCGUAGGCGUUCUAUUUGCUAUCAGUGCACCCAAAAAAACUCCAUCCCAUCCACCACCAUUUUCCUCUCCCCCCUUCUUUUACCUGGUCAUCAUCAUCUUUCUCUUUCUCCAUGAUAACCCAACAAACCCAUCUUCCUCAAAAUCGCAGAGGAAAGUUGACAAACCCACCAACCUUGUUGUUGCUGCACCACCUUCAUAGAUCAGAUUUUUAAUCGCAUCAAUGCGGUUCCUCUUCUCUCCUUUUCUGUAAAUACCACCUCCCUUUUUUCUGUCUUCUCUCCCUCCGGGCUUUGAGAUGCAUAUAACUCAAACAAAGAGAGGAGUAUCCAAUGGGGGCAAUGUCCAGAGACUCCAUUGGAAGGUUAUCAACACCGUGAACAGCACCAAUAAAAUCAUCAACGGAAACACCAAUGGGAAUGCUGCCAAGAAGAACGCCACCAUCAAGGUGAAAUUCACCGACCUUUACGAGUUCUCUGUAGAGGGGAACCUUGAUGAUGUGAAUGUAUUGAACGAGGUGAGGGAGCGGGUGAGGCAGCAGGGGCGUACUUGGUGGGCUUUGGAAGCUAGCAAGGGUGCCAAUUGGUACCUGAAGCCGCAGAUUUCUUCGCUUUCGGAAGCUCUUACCGUUUCGUCGUUGAAGAUUUCCGUUCUCGCAGACACCAUCUUGUUGAAGCGGUUGAUCAGGAAGGGCAUUCCUCCUGUUCUUAGGCCGAAGGUCUGGCUCUCUUUGUCGGGGGCGGCGAAGAAGAGGUCGAUGGCGCCGGAGACCUAUUAUGCCGACCUCAUCAAGGCUGUGACGGACAAGGUUACGCCUGCAACCCUGCAAAUUGAUCACGAUUUACCACGUACAUUCCCAUCCCAUCCUUGGCUGGACACACCAGAAGGUCAUGCAUCUUUGAGACGUGUUCUAGUUGGUUAUUCGUUUAGAGACUCUGAUGUUGGAUACUGUCAAGGAUUAAAUUAUGUGGCUGCACUGCUGCUGCUUGUGAUGAAGACGGAAGAAGAUGCAUUCUGGAUGCUUGCCACCCUUCUGGAAAAUGUGCUAGUGAAUGAUUGCUACACUGACAACUUAUCUGGUUGCCAUGUUGAACAAAGAGUAUUCAAAGAUCUGCUUUCAAAAAAAUGUCCAAGAAUUGCUACUCAUUUGGAGGCUAUGGGGUUUGAUGUGUCUCUUGUUGCCACAGAAUGGUUUCUGUGCCUCUUCUCGAAAAGCUUGCCAUCAGAGACAACCAUGAGGGUGUGGGACGUCCUAUUCAAUGAGGGUGUGAAUGUUUUGUUCCGUGUUGCUUUAGCUAUCUUCAAGAUGAAGGAGGAGGAAUUGUUGAGUGUCAAUCAUGUUGGAGAUGUGAUCAGUAUUUUGCAUACAACCGCUCAUCAUCUUUUUGAUCCUGAUGAACUCUUGACGGUAGCUUUUGACAAGAUUGGCUCUAUGACAACAAACACCAUCACAAAACAGCGGAAAAAGCAGGAACCAGCAGUAAUGGCAGAACUUGACCAGAGAUUAAGAAGACUCAACUCCUUAAAAAAGGAUUGAUGUGCUUUAGCAUGUAAAAGUCGUUUCAAACACAUCUUCUGUAAUAUAUCAUCCUAAUCUGUUGAUAGAAAAAGUCUCUUGUAAAGGUCUUAUCUGCAGGCAAAAAGAAAAAGGAAAAGCGAAAGAGAUGUAGUUUUGCAAUUCUUACCAGCAUAUUUGUUGUAUAAGUGAAUCCAUGAGAAAGCUCAAAUAUUUGGCACAGGGCUUUCUUGCUCCACUAAUUUUGUUAGGCCAACAAUUGCAGAUCUGGUUAUCCCUUCU
Molecule: messenger RNA, 1835 nt
Organism: Nymphaea colorata (pocket water lily)
Lineage: Eukaryota; Viridiplantae; Streptophyta; Magnoliopsida; Nymphaeales; Nymphaeaceae
Exons: 7
Coding region: 336-1574 (412 amino acids)
Source: RefSeq, a predicted model, not a curated record